GUUCCUUCUCUCUCCACAAAUUUCCCAUUCAAACAGACCUCUCCACCAGUAUAAUAAGAGAGAGAAGAGGGUGCAAAGUCUUUUGAUUGUGUUUUGGGCCAUGGAGAGGAUGGUGGUGGUGGGAGAAACGACGUCGUCGUCGUCGUCAUCAUCGUCUUAUGUGAGCUGGGAGGAGGUGUACGUGUCGAGCGAUAAAGGGAGGAGAGAGGUGCACUAUUAUCUUAAGAGAAGAGAUGAGGAGUCUGAUCUGGCGGUGAUUGGAAAAGAGAAGAGUUUAAGGCAUAUGUCUUAUCACUACGCUUUCAGUUUUGCAAAUGGGCUUAUUAACACUAACAACAGGCUCAAGUCCCGCAGAGAAGUCAUUGAUUGGCUCAACUCUGUCGUUUCAGAUUCACCGCCUCAAUAUCGAGAAUUGUCCCAUCCGUCCAGUGCCUUUUUGGAUGGUAAAGAUGUUUGCGAGAUGGAUAUUGAAACCUUGAAGGAUACUCAGUUAAAGAAGCUUGGCCACUAUACAAGAGAAUUUUUAUGGCUUGGUUCUCCUUGGACUUGCAGGAAAAAACGAAGGCAUUAUCAGUCUUUUCGCAGGAAUGGUGUUAAAAUCUCUGUUCAGGACUUUGUAUUUGUUUUAGCGGAGGAGGAUAAACGUCUUGUAGCUUACUUAGAAGACAUGUAUGAGGACUCUAGAGGCAACAAGAUGGUUGUGGUGCGAUGGUAUCAUAAAAUUGAUGAGGUUGGUAUUGUUUUGCCUCACAAUUUUAAUGACAGAGAGAUUUUCUUUUCUCUUUGUCUUCAAGAUCUCAGUAUUGAAUGUAUAGAUGGAUUGGCUGCCGUCCUCAGUCCCCAGCAUUUUGACAAAUUUCUUAAGGAGGCGAUGCAUACUCAGCUGGAGCCAUUUAUCUGCUACCAGCAGUUUGAUAACGAUGAUGUCAAGCCCUUUGACAUAACACAAGUUGAAGGUUAUUGGAAACAGGAAAUACUCCGAUAUAUGUACGCCCACUCUUUGUUGAAGGGUCAUGGGAACUCUCAGCAUUUUGAUGGCCUCAAAGUGGAAGAAAAUAUUAAUGAUGCUGUUGGCAUCAGACCUAAAAAGAGGCUUCACUGGUCAAAAGAUGAUGAUAUGCACUUGCAAUGGACUAACAGAGUAGAGCCAGCAGGUGCAACAUCUUUGGAUGUGCAAAAUAUUUGCAACAGUGGUAUUGAUAAAAAGUUUGGAGUUGAAAUCUGCAGUGUAAAAGGAGGAAGUUCUUCUGCCUUGUUAUCCACAAAAGAAGCAAAGCAGAAUCCUCUGCAGCAUUUGACUGUAGGUUCUCAGGUUGAAGUCCUCUCUCAAGACAGUGGCAUUAGGGGGUGUUGGUUUAGAGCUUUGAUCAUCAAGAAAUAUAAAGAUAAGGUGAAGGUGCAGUAUCAAGAUAUUCAAGAUGCUGCUGAUGAAUCCAAUAAACUUGAGGAAUGGAUUUUAGCAUCCAGGGUUGCAGCUCCCGACCAUUUAGGCCUCCGAAUUUCUGGGAGGACAACUGUUCGACCAUCCCAUCAGUCUAAUAAAUGCAAAGUUUCACGGGUUGUUGAGCUUGGUGCUGUUGUAGAUGUGUGGUGGCAUGAUGGGUGGUGGGAAGGCAUUGUGGUUCGGAAGGAAUCUGAAGAUAAGUUGCAUAUUUAUUUUCCAGGAGAAAAGCAUGAAUCAAUAUUCUGCUAUGGUGACUUAAGACAUUCUCAAGAGUGGUUGGGAGGCGUGUGGACGCAUUUUAAGGACAGGCCAGACCUUGUUAGCUCCAUAUUAUCUUGCUCAGAAAGAAAGCCAGUUGCAGAGAAAUCUUCUGAAGGCAAAUCAGCCCAAGCAACCAUUUGUGGUAGUAGACUGUCCAGGCAAGAUGAAACUGAGUCUAAUGAUUCUCGCUUGGACUCUGAAUAUGAUAAGGUAAAAUCGGUGGGGGUAGUUCCAGAUCUUUCAAAGGAUUUAUGUGCUCAGUUAAGGUGGAAGUCAUCACGGAAGAGAAGACGGGGUGGUGGAUUCUCUGGCCAGAAGCUGCGCAGCAGUGAUAAUGAUAGUAAAAGUACCUCUGAUGAGAGGUUUUUGAUUCCUUUGUCGAUGAAGGUGGUUGAUCACGAGAACUGCAAGUACAUUGGGGAUUCUCUUUUCAGUACUUCUGUUGUAUCCCCUCUAACAAGCUUGGUUAUGUCUAGGUGACUUCUCUUUUAUUGGAAUAGGUUAAGCUUCCCACUAUUUUUUAAUUUCCUCCUUCACAAAGUAUAUAUAUAUGCCCUGUUGUGCAGCAUCUAUUCGAUGCUUAAUCCUUCGUUGUUCACUUGGCAAUGUUGUCCUGGGAAGUUUUAUUUAAGUCAUAGGGUCCAAGUCGUCCCCUCUUAGUUUUCUGUAUUUAUAUGUAACAGUAGCCUGAAGCCCUGCAAAUUUCAGGCAGAAAUUUUGGGUGCAGUAGAAUAACCCGGUAGAGCUCUAACUUCUUUGGGCCAUAUUUUGUUUCCUUUCUUGGUGGGUAGGUCGGUGUAGGUGGGCUUCUACUCCAUGUAAUUUGUAUAAAAUUUCUAAUAAAUUUUUACUCUUCUUUUUGAA
This is a messenger RNA of Quercus robur (English oak), 2569 nucleotides long. RefSeq lists its product as uncharacterized. The record is from RefSeq and is a predicted model, not a curated record. NCBI's taxonomy places the organism in Eukaryota, Viridiplantae, Streptophyta, Magnoliopsida, Fagales, Fagaceae. The transcript has 6 exons. Bases 101 to 2185 code for a protein of 694 amino acids. Gene Ontology annotation, molecular function: chromatin binding.